UAGUGCAAAAGUCCAAUUAUUGCAAUAUUAUUACAACGGAAUAAGAAUAAUUUAAGCCACUUUCUCUCUCUUUCACGGCCGAUCUUCCAUGGACAAAACAAAUCACUCUCAAUCAUCACCAUUAUCAGCCUAUCAAGCUCUACAACGAGCAGGCCCUCGUCUGAAACAGCUCAAGCAAGUGCACGCCCACCUUAUCACCACUGGAGCUCACCGCAGCUUAUCCCUCCUCACUAAGCUCGCCAUUUUAGCUUGUUCUUCUCGCUCCUCCAUUGCUUAUGCUAAAAAGCUUUCUCUCUCCAUUCCAAACCCAGAUUCCUAUCUCUUCAACUCCCUCAUUCGAAUCUCCUCCAAACUUGGUCUCUUAUGCGAUGCCGUUUUCUUCUACCAGCGUAUGAUUUUCUCUCUCAUCCCCCCUUCAAACUACACUUUCACUUCUUUGAUAAAAUCUUGCUCUGUUGUUUCUGCCUUCAAGUUGGGUAAAUCUGUGCAUUCAUAUGCUGUGGUUAAUGGGUUUGUUUCAGAUUGUUUUGUUCAGGCUUCUUUGGUUGCUUUCUAUGGGAAAUGUGGUGAGGUUAAGGUUGCACGUAAGGUGUUUGAUAAAAUGCUUCAGAGAAGUAUUGUUGCUUGGAAUGCCAUGAUUUCUGGGUAUGAGCAAAAUGGGUUUCCUAAGGAUGCUGUGGAUUUGUUUAAUUUGAUGAGGAAUUCUGGUGUUGAUCCUGAUUCGGCUACUUUUGUUGGGGUUUUAUCGGCUUGUGCUCAGUUGGGUGCACUUGAGUUAGGUUCUUGGGUUCAUGAGUACAUUGUUGAUCAUGGGUUUGAGUUGAAUGUUGUUCUUGGGACUGCAUUGAUAAACAUGUAUGGUAGAUGUGGGAAUGUGAGAAAAGGGAGGGAAGUUUUCGACGUAAUGAGAGAGAAGAAUGUUGUGGCAUGGACCGCGAUGAUAUCAGGAUACGGAAUUCAUGGCUAUGGUAAAGAAGCUAUGGAGAUUUAUAAUCUAAUGCAAUGUAAUGGACCAUCGCCUAAUGACGUUACUUUUGUGGCUAUGCUAUCAGCUUGUGCUCAUGCAGGUAUGGUAAGUGAAGGGGGGGCAGUAUUUUCGAGCAUGAUAAGUGAUUAUGGUGUGGUGCCUGGAACCGAGCAUCAUGUUUGUAUGGUUGAUUUGCUCGGGAGAGCUGGGUUACUCAACGAGGCAUACGAUUAUACUCGGGGGCUGAAAAGGCCAAGUCCUGCGAUUUGGACUGCAAUGCUUGGAGCUUGCAAGAUGCACAAAAAUUUUGAUUUGGCAGUUGAAGCUGCAGAGAAACUCUUAGCUAUUGAGCCAGACAAUCCAGGGCAUUAUGUUAUGUUAUCGAAUGUGUAUGCAUUGGCUGGUAAGAUGGAGAGAGUAGAGAAAAUUAGGAAUGUAAUGAUCAGAAAACGCUUGAAGAAGCAUGUUGGUUAUAGCACAAUAGAGGUUGAUCAAAGGACUUAUUUGUUUAGCAUGGGAGACAAGUCCAAUUCUGUAACCAGUGAGAUAUAUGAGUACUUGGAUGAUCUGAUGAGGAAGAUCAGUGAAGUUGGCUAUGUCUCAGCACAAGAGUCGGUCCUUCACGAGUUGGAAGAAGAAGAGCGAGAGUAUGCUCUUCGAUACCAUAGUGAGAAGCUCGCACUAGCAUUUGGGUUGUUGAAGGCUAAAAAGGAGUCUGUAAUUAGAAUUGUGAAGAAUUUGAGAAUGUGUGAGGACUGUCAUUUAGCAAUUAAGUUUAUCUCUAGUGUUACUAAUCGAGAAAUUAUAGUUCGUGACAAACUUCGUUUUCACCAUUUUAAAGAUGGAUCAUGCUCUUGUGCUGAUUAUUGGUAACACAGUGAUCAAUGGCAACCUUCUAUUAAUUUGUGACUCGUGAGUGAAAUAGUCUUAUUUUCUGGAAUGAGCUUUUGACAAUGCUAAUGGACCUUGAAUGGGUUACUAAGGAAAACGACCAACGGACCAAUCUAAAAAAUGUGGCAUUUCUUCCUGUAGACGAGGAAUAUUUCCUCCUGGAAAAGACUAUUUUUAACCCAACAUCUAGGAUUCUAGGAUCGUUAAUAUCUUCCAAUUACAUAUUAGUUAAAAUUAUGAAAAUUAAUAUAGUUAACACUCUCAUUGAGACAAGACUCCACAUGACUA
Chenopodium quinoa (quinoa) is the source of this 2146-nucleotide messenger RNA. Its product is annotated as pentatricopeptide repeat-containing protein At2g33760-like. The record is from RefSeq and is a predicted model, not a curated record. Gene Ontology annotation, biological process: RNA modification. Bases 89 to 1840 code for a protein of 583 amino acids. The transcript has a single exon. Lineage: Eukaryota; Viridiplantae; Streptophyta; Magnoliopsida; Caryophyllales; Amaranthaceae. Gene Ontology annotation, molecular function: RNA binding; zinc ion binding; protein binding.